Molecule: messenger RNA, 1482 nt
Organism: Lathyrus oleraceus (garden pea)
Lineage: Eukaryota; Viridiplantae; Streptophyta; Magnoliopsida; Fabales; Fabaceae
Exons: 2
Coding region: 1-1482 (493 amino acids)
Source: RefSeq, a predicted model, not a curated record
AUGGAUCCAUUGGAGCAAAGCCAUAUUGCAUUAAGAGGAGAUGUUGACUCGAUGAAAAAUCAGAUAGACCAACUUGUAGAGGCUAUGAUGGCUUUGGCAAAGAGGGAGGACAACAUUCAGCAAGCUGCAGUUAUCGAAAAUGUUAUUCUAGCUCCAGUAAAUGAUCCUAUCCAGCCUCAGCAUGUGCAAACCCCAGUUAAUAACUCGGUUGUACAAGAACGUCAUAUUGUUCGAAAUAAGGGUUCCUCAUAUCAUGAUGGUGUUGAGUAUCAUAGCUUUGCAUUCUCCGUGCCAGAUUCCCAUGGGACAAGCCUUGUGGUUAAUACUGAACAACUACAAGAUGAUGAGAUUGCUAAAAGAUGUUGCGUUCUAGAGAAAAGACUCAAGGCCAUAGAAGGACAAGAUACUAUUGAACAAAGUGCUUUAGACAUGUGUUUGGUACCUGGCCUAGUUAUACCUGCAAAAUUCAAAGACAGUUUGACUGGGGCAUCGUUGAGUUGGUAUAUGAAGUUAGAAAGGAGUCACAUUCACUCAUGGUUGGACCUAGCUAACUCCUUCUUGAAGCAGUACAAAUACAAUUUGGACAUGGCUCCCGAUCGCAUGCAGUUGAAAGCCUUAUAUAAGGAAAACAACGAAUCCUUCAGAGGGUAUGCCCAAAGAUGGAGAGAAUUAGCAGGUCGUGUUGAACCACCACUCUUAGACAAAGAAGUGAUGGAAUUAUUCAGGGAUACCUUGCAAAGUCCUUACUUCGAAAGAAUGAUUAGCAGUGCCGCAUCAGACUUCACUCACUUGGUGUCAAUUGGAGAACGCAUCGAGAAUGGCCUCAAAAGUGGAAAAAUCCAAUGCGCCUCAAAUAGCCAGAGCAUUGAGAGUGAAUCUAUGGCCAAUUCCCCAAAGGAAGAAGAGGCUGAAAUUAACGCAGUCUGGGAAACUCCACAAGCUUCACACCAGACAUCAUUCUCUCUACAUGAUCAGUAUCCUACAACUCAAGGACCUCCUCAAUAUCAACAACAGACUCCACCUCAACAGCCAUACAAAUGGCAGAAUACUCCGCAUCAGCAUCGUCAGCAUGCUCAACAAAGGCCAAGGAAGCCAGAGAGACACAUCGAUCCGCUUCCAAUGCCAUACAGUCAAUUACUUCCAUAUUUGAUUAAGAGGGGAUUGAUAGUGCCAGAGGAGCUAAAACCAGUCAGUCCUCCAUAUCCACCAGGCUUUGACGCCAAUGCUCGAUGUGACUUCCAUGCUGGGGCACAGGGGCAUUCAACUGAAGGUUGCAAAGUGCUUAAGAGUAAAGUACAAACCCUGCUUGAUUCCAAGAUGUUCUCAUUUGCGCCUCGAAGCUUGCAAAUCAGUAAUACUACUUCGCCUAGCUGUGCGAGUCCAUCAGUCCAAACGGUGGAGGAGAUUUCCGAGAGUAAGUCUGAAGAUGAUUAUCAUACUAGUCUCGACGAGCAGAACUACCACCACUAUGAAGAAGGAUAA